Dipodomys spectabilis (banner-tailed kangaroo rat) is the source of this 1306-nucleotide messenger RNA. RefSeq names its product bromodomain-containing protein 8-like. The annotation marks the transcript as partial. Gene Ontology annotation, cellular component: NuA4 histone acetyltransferase complex. The transcript has 7 exons. Gene Ontology annotation, molecular function: protein binding. NCBI's taxonomy places the organism in Eukaryota, Metazoa, Chordata, Mammalia, Rodentia, Heteromyidae. The record is from RefSeq and is a predicted model, not a curated record.
UUACAGAUGGGGCGUGAGUGGGUUUGGUUGGAUUCUGAACGAGACUAUCCCAAUGAGUCUGAGUUGAGCAACGACUGCAGGUCCCUCUUCAGCUCAUGGGACUCCAGUCUGGAUCUUGAUGUAGGCAGCUGGAGGGAAACUGAGGAUCCAGAGACUGAGGAACUAGAAGAAAGCAGCCCAGGGAGAGAAUCUAGUGAACUGCUUUUGGGAGAUGGAGGCAGUGAGGAAUCUCAGGAAGAGAACGAACAAGUGAGCAGCCAGAACCUCCUUCACUUUCUCUCUGAGGUAGCAUAUUUAAUGGAACCAUUGUGCAUUAGCAGCAAAGAACCAAUUGAAGGUGGCUGCCCUACAUCUGGAACCAGGCAACAAGAGGGAAGGGAAAUUGAAGCUACUGAAGGAUAUGGGGAGCCCUGCAGAGAGACUGAAGAGCUUUUAGCCAAAGCAGACCCCUUAGCAACUGAAAAGAAGCUACUGGGAGAAUAUAGAAAGCCAGAGAUGACUCCAGUCCCCUCAAAUACUGAUGUAAUUCAGGAACUAUUCACAGAGAGUGAAGAGGAGGCUCACGAAGACUCCAAAGAAGAGGACCAAGGUGAAGGGUAUAUUUCAGAGAUGGAAGAACAGCUCCCUUCAGGUGACAUUGAUGAUAGCCUCAGUUUUCAGGAAACUCCCCUGGUGGAUUUCCUUUACAACAGUACUAACUCCUCAAAACUGACUGAUCUAAGCCAAGAUGACCCUGUUCAGAAUCAUUUGCUAUUUAAGAAGACUCUUUUGCCAGUUUGGAAAAUGAUUGCCAGUCACAGGUUCAGCAGUCCAUUUCUAAAGCCUGUGUCAGAAAGGCAGGCCCCAGGAUACAAGGAUGUGGUAAAAAGACCCAUGGACUUAACUAGCCUGAAGAGAAAUCUGUCUAAGGGACGGAUUCGUACCAUGCCCCAGUUCCAGCGGGACCUGAUGCUGAUGUUCCAAAAUGCUGUUAUGUACAAUGACUCUGAUCAUCAUGUGUACCAUAUGGCUGUGGAGAUGCAGAGAGAAGUGUUGGAGCAGAUUCAGGUGCUGAGUAUUUGGUUGGACAAAAGAAGAGACUUAAGUAGUCUGGAAUGAGUAUCAAGCUACCCUAGUGGAUGAUGGAAGCCUGUUUUGUUUUUAACCUGGAACUACUACUCUGACCCUUUCUGAAGUUUAGACCUUUUGAGGAUAACCAGAGAAGAUCCCAGGGCUUGUUUACCACCUCUCUUUACUUUUCAAUUAAAAGUAAAGACUUACCUCACAACCAAGUACUCAAAGAUGCUUGCCAAUAGAAUGAAUCUUU